AUGGCGCUUCCUCCUAUCGCCACUGCUACCAUCCAAUCGACGGUUUUAGCGGCCAUCUCAAACUUCUUAGCCCAGUUCUUUAGGUCAUACCGGUUAGAUAUCCGUAUCUACAUUGACUGGGUCCCUGUUGUCCAGUUUGUGAUCCUGGCUCUAAUAACCACGCCGCCAAAUUUCCUAUGGCAAGAAUACUUGGAGCUCACGUACCCAGCUCGUGAACCUGCUUCGAAACCCACCUCCAAGGGCGAAAAGAAGACGACAAAGCCUACUAACUCCCCCGGCGACACCCCUCUCAACAUCCGCAACACCAUCAUCAAGACAGUUCUCGAUCAGACUGUCGGUCUAGCCGUCAACACCAUCCUCUUCGCCCUCUUCGUCAACGGCCUCGCCGCCGCCAUGACACCACUGCAGAGCGAGACCGAACUGCUUAACCUCCGACUCGCGGGCCGCAGCCUGAAUUAUCUCCUUAGCGGCCGUGCCAUCGAUUACUCGCGCGUCGACUUCAAGGUCGUCCUGGCACAGUCAGCCGCGGAUUUCUGGCCUAUCAUGACGUCGGGUUGGAGCUUCUGGCCUUUUGUCAGCCUGAUCAACUUUGCGUUCGUGAAGUCGGUAACGCAUCGGAACCUGGUGGGUGGGUUGGCAGGUGUGGCGUGGGGGAUGUACAUGAGCGGAUUUGUGGAUCGGUGA
Messenger RNA from Scedosporium apiospermum, 684 nucleotides. RefSeq lists its product as uncharacterized. Gene Ontology annotation, cellular component: membrane; cytoplasm. The record is from RefSeq and is a predicted model, not a curated record. The transcript has 3 exons. Lineage: Eukaryota; Fungi; Ascomycota; Sordariomycetes; Microascales; Microascaceae. Bases 1 to 684 code for a protein of 227 amino acids.